Messenger RNA from Manihot esculenta (cassava), 814 nucleotides. Its product is annotated as cysteine-rich and transmembrane domain-containing protein WIH2. The transcript is spliced from 3 exons. The coding region runs from base 220 to 528 and encodes 102 amino acids. Gene Ontology annotation, cellular component: plasma membrane. NCBI's taxonomy places the organism in Eukaryota, Viridiplantae, Streptophyta, Magnoliopsida, Malpighiales, Euphorbiaceae. The record is from RefSeq and is a predicted model, not a curated record.
CGGCCAAAGUUCCAUAGGUUCUAACUCCCAGAGUCGUUUGUUGUUCCUAUAAAAACUGAGUGAUAAUAUUUUUCCCUUAAAAGUUUCAUCUGCUACCAAACUCUACUUCUCAUCAUCUUCUUUCACAGUCUUUGUAAUCAAUCCAAGCAAAUUCAUCAGAUCUAUCUUCUACCCAAUACCCAUCUCCCUCCUCCACCACCAGAAGCAAAACAACACAGAAUGAGCUAUUACAAUCAGCAGCAGCCUCCCGUCGGCGUUCCUCCUCCUCAAGGUUAUCCACCAGAAGGAUAUCCAAAGGACGCUUAUCCGCCACCGGGAUAUCCCCCACAAGGAUAUCCUCCUCCUGGUUAUCCCCCUCAGGGUUAUCCUCCUCAGGGUUAUCCUCCGCAAGGAUAUGGUCCUCCUCCUCCAGGUUAUGCCCCUCAGUACGGUCAGCCGCCGCCUCCUCAACAGAACAGCAGCAGUGGCUGUUUGGAAGGAUGUUUGGCUGCUCUGUGCUGUUGCUGCUUGCUAGAUGCAUGCUUUUGAGGAUGAGAUAGGCAGAACUUUUGGGAGGGAUUGUGAUUCAAUGGAAGUGUGAUUUUAAAUCUGAAAUAUUUUAUUGUUCUUGCCUUUUAAAUCUCUCCUAUCAGCCUAUCCAGUAUUAAGUUUCCUUAUCUUUUUUUUUUUUUUUUAAAUUAAUCUUCUGUUAAUGUGUUUUUCUUGAACAUGGGAUUUGAUUUUUUUUUUUUUUUUUUCAUUUUUAAGUGGAAGUGAACAGUUGGUAGAUAACUUUCUUGAUUAAUUCUUAUGUGCACUUGGGUUUUCACCUAGA